AAAAUUGAGAAGACGAUGAUGAUGGAGAUGAUGACGGAGAGAGAUGACGGUAGUGGCCUGAAAACAACGCCGUUACAAGUCUCUGUUGAAGAUGUUAAAUCUGUCUUAGGCCAAAGAGGUCCUGAUAGUGUUGGAGAAAAGACUAUUCAUCUUCGACCAAAUGUAUCAACUUGUGGUCAAGAUUCUGUGACUCUCUCUGUUUCUGAGGCUAGUGAAGGAACUUAUAAGCUUGAGGAGACUACUUCUUUGGGUGAAUUGCAUUUUAUUGGUUCUACAUUACAGCUUAGAGGAACUAGUCCUAUAAGGCAGCCAUUGGUGGAUUUUUCUGGGAACAUUCUUGCUUACAAUGGCGAAGUAUUUGGCGGAAUUGAACUCAACAGCUAUGAUAAUGAUACUGAAGUGCUUUUGAAGUCUUUAGAGAAAGCAAAAGCUUUAGUUCCAGAUGUUCUUUCGAUGAUUAAAGGCCCCUGGGCCAUUAUAUAUUGGCAGGAAACCUCAAGAACGCUAUGGUUUGGUAAAGAUGCUUUUGGUCGGAGGAGCCUCCUUGUUCACUGGCCGACGGUGGAAGACCCUCGUUUUCUUCUAUCGUCUGUUUCACCAGCUUCUUCAGUUGCUCAAGGAUUGGAUACUGAAAAUGGUAAUAGCAUUCAUAGAUUUUGGGAAGAGCUUCCAUGUGGCGUGUACAGCAUUUCUUUUGGGGUUUCAGAAUUAUGUAUUCGUGGUGAAGUCAGAAAACACGAGUGGAGAAAUACCAUCUGGAAAGAAUUGAUUGAAUGGGAAAGGAAAUUAGUUGUACCUAGACCUGAAGAUCUAUCUACGUCAUCACAUAGUGGAAUUCAGGAAGACAAAUCUGUUUCAACUUCUUUAGGAUUUGCGCAGACAGUUUUGGUCGUGUUAAAGGAAUCAGUGAGGCGGCGAACUUCGCUUCAUAGCAUUUAUCAGGGAGAAAAAGAAGCUGUCCCAGUAGCUGUUCUUUUCUCUGGUGGAUUGGAUUCGAUGAUUCUUGCUGCGCUGUUGGAUCAGUGCCUUGAUUCAAAAUAUGAAGUUGAUCUCCUUAAUGUCAGUUUUGACGGUCCUAAUGCUCCUGAUAGGAUCUCCGCCCGGGCUGGAAUAAAGGAACUUAAAAAGAUUGCACCUUUGAGAAGGUGGAAACUUGUUGAGAUUGAUGCUGAUCUGUCAAAACUAACCUUUGAGACAGAACGUGUUAUGUCACUCAUAAAUCCUGCAGACACUUACAUGGACCUUAACAUAGGAACAGCACUAUGGUUAGCUGCUCGCGGUGAUGGUUGGAUUCACGAAGAUAAUGAAAAUCCAAAUGUAGAAGAAGAUAAACAGCGGGUCAAAUAUAAGUCUGAUGCUAGAAUUCUGCUUGUUGGCGCUGGUGCUGAUGAGCAAUGUGCUGGUUAUGGUAGGCACAGAACAAAAUAUCGAAACGGAAGUUGGGUUGCAUUGGAUCAAGAAAUGAAAUUGGAUAUGCAGAGAAUUUGGAAAAGAAAUUUGGGUCGAGAUGAUCGAUGCAUUGCAGAUAAUGGUAAAGAGGGGCGAUUCCCGUUCUUAGAUGAAGAUGUGAUAAAGACUCUCCUUGACAUUCCAUUGUGGGAAAUCGCUGAUCUUGAGCAACCAAGUGGAAAGGGAGACAAGAAGAUUCUUAGACAGGUUGCAAAGUUGCUUGGUUUACAUGAAGUUGCAAAGAUGCCUAAGAGAGCAAUUCAGUUUGGAUCGAGAAUCGCUCGUGAAUCAAACCGGAAGAAUUUUGGAAGUAACCGUGCCGCAAACCAGGCUUCUGCCGGGAGCGCGCAUAAACCCCUGCAAAGCCCACAACUUGUUAAUCCCAAAGUUUGGUCCUUUUUGAUGGAAACGGAAAGCAGUGUCUGCGACAACAUCGUCGGCGAUGAGAAAUGGCGAGCGGAAGCUGAAAUUGGUGGCAACGAGAGAGCUCUGCAAGCGCUUCGAGAACUCAUUAUCUUCCCUUUUCGUUACCCUCUCGAAGCUCGAACUCUUGGUCUCAAAUGGCCUAGAGGAUUGCUUCUAUAUGGUCCUCCUGGAACCGGCAAGACAAGCUUGGUCCGUGCUGUUGUCCAAGAAUGUGAUGCACAUUUGAUUGUUUUAAGCCCUCAUUCUGUACAUAGAGCACAUGCUGGAGAAAGCGAGAAAGUCUUAAGGGAAGCUUUCGCAGAGGCUUCUUCUCACGCUGCUUCAGACAAACCAUCUGUGAUUUUUAUUGAUGAAAUUGAUGUUCUUUGUCCUCGUCGUGAUGCUAGACGAGAGCAAGAUGUUCGUAUUGCUUCUCAACUCUUUACACUCAUGGACUCAAACAAGCCUUCAUCAUCUGCACCAAGAGUUGUUGUUGUAGCAUCCACAAAUAGGGUGGAUGCCAUUGACCCAGCGCUAAGAAGGGCAGGACGAUUUGAUGCUUUAGUUGAAGUGAGCACGCCAAAUGAGGAUGAUCGUUUAAAAAUCCUGCAGCUGUACACAAAGAAAGUCAAUUUAGAUUCUAGUGUCGAUCUUCAAGCCAUAGCCAUAUCUUGCAACGGUUAUGUUGGGGCAGAUUUGGAAGCUUUAUGUCGCGAAGCAACCAUAUCUGCAAGUAAAAGAUCCUCAGAUCCUCUUAUCCUAAUAUCGCAAGACUUCAAGAUUGCAAAAUCUGUGGUUGGUCCAAGUAUAAACAGAGGCAUCACAGUUGAAAUCCCUAAAGUGACAUGGGACGACGUUGGUGGUCUUAAAGACUUAAAGAAAAAGCUCCAGCAAGCUGUUGAAUGGCCAAUCAAACAUUCAGCUGCAUUUGUAAAAAUGGGGAUAUCGCCAAUGCGUGGGAUACUUCUACAUGGUCCUCCAGGUUGCUCAAAGACAACUCUUGCUAAAGCCGCUGCAAAUGCUGCUCAAGCCUCCUUCUUUUCCUUAAGCUGUGCGGAGCUAUUUUCUAUGUAUGUUGGAGAAGGUGAAGCAUUAUUGCGGAAUACAUUUCAAAGAGCUCGACUUGCUUCUCCAAGUAUAAUAUUCUUUGAUGAAGCUGAUGUUGUCGCCUGUAAAAGAGGUGAUGAGAGCUCAAGCAAUAGUUCUACAGUUGGAGAAAGGCUUCUAUCUACACUGUUAACCGAAAUGGACGGUCUUGAAGAAGCAAAGGGAAUUCUCGUCUUGGCUGCCACAAACCGCCCUUAUGCAAUUGAUGCUGCUCUAAUGCGACCUGGUCGAUUUGAUCUCGUGCUAUACGUGCCACCGCCUGAUCUAGAAGGCCGGUUUGAAAUACUGCAAGUGCAUACACGCAACAUGACACUAGGAGACGACGUCGAUCUCAGAAAAAUAGCUGAAGAAACCGAUCUCUUUACAGGUGCUGAGCUCGAGGGUCUAUGCAGAGAAAGCGGAACUGUCUCCCUUAGAGAAAACAUCGAAGCAACCGCCGUCUUCAAUCGCCAUUUCCAAACCGCAAAAAGCUCACUUAAACCCGCAUUGACAAUCGAAGAAAUUCCACUGUUGUCAGCUUUCGUUUUAUACAAUAGGUCAACUCUACGAACGAUGAUCAUCGAAAGAGCUCGAGUUCCGUUGAGGCGAUGGCAACAAGCUGCGGUGGCAAUGGGAUCUGCUAUCGGUGCGUUGGUAGAUCCUCGUAGAGCGGAUCUGAUCGCUGCUCUCGGUGAAACCACUGGUAAACCAGCUUUUGAAAUGGUUCUUGAGAAGAUGAAGAAGAGCGAAGAAGGAAGAGCUAUAUUAUUGGAGAGACCUCGUGUAGUGUCAGAGCAAGUAGGUCAUGCUUGGGAUCUACCAGACAACACAUUUGGAGCUGCAUAUGCUAAAUUCAUGGGAUCUAGAAACUUCUCUCCCGAUGAUCGUCCGCCUGUAAGAUUCAUGGAGACGGAUGAAUUGGCUUACGUAGCGACACGGGCGCGUGAAGUUCAUGACUUAUGGCACACUCUCUUUGGCCUUCCUACGAAUCUUAUCGGCGAGUCGGCUUUGAAAGUUAUAGAGUUUGAGCAAAUGUAUCUUCCGAUGUGUAUGCUUUCUGUGAUUGGAGGCACUGUGAGGUUCAACGAGAAGCAGAGAUCAAUGUUCUUGAAGCAUUACCUUCCUUGGGCUGUUAGAGCUGGAAGACAAUGCACUGACCUCAUGUGUGUGUACUAUGAGCGUCACUUUAGUGAAGAUUUAGAGCAAGGAAUUCUCGUCUUGGCUGCCACAAACCGCCUGUAUGCAAUUGAUGUUGCUCUAAUGAGGCCUGGUCGAUUUGAUCUUGAACUAUAUGUGCCACCGCCUGAUCUCGAAGCUCGGUUUGAAAUACUACAAGUGCAUACACGCUACAUGACACUAGGAGAUGACGUUGAUCUCGGAAAAAUAGCUGAAGAAACCGAGCUCUUUACUGGUGCCGAGCUCGAGGGUCUAUGCAGAGAAAGUGGAACUGUCUUGCUUAGAGAAAACAUCGCAGCAACCUCUGUUUUCAAACGCCAUUUCCUAACUUCAUAGGAUCUCUUAAACCCGCAUUAACAACGGAAGAAGUCGAAGCUUAUUCAUCAUUGA
Molecule: messenger RNA, 4506 nt
Organism: Arabidopsis arenosa
Lineage: Eukaryota; Viridiplantae; Streptophyta; Magnoliopsida; Brassicales; Brassicaceae
Source: the annotation of a GenBank genome assembly